CCAAAUCCCAAAUCAACAGCUCUGGGAUUUGGGGCGGUGCCAAUGCUGCGCCACUGGUAUUGUAUAUAACUACUGUAAAACCUCCAUCAUCACUAACCAACAUACAACCACAUCUUCCUCCAACAUGGGUAUCUUUUCAUCAUUAUCAAAAUCGUCCAAGUCCGACGGUGACAUGCACCCUCCGCCAGACUACUCCAACAACUUCACUCCAACAAACCACCUCCAAAUCCAGGCCAUCGGAUAUGACGUGAACCAGGCGCUUACCAGCCGGACGCUAGAGAACAUCUUUGUCUUCCGGCCUAAAUCCAGCGAGGCCGAGUACGCCUCUAUGCGUCUCCAGAAGAACUCCAACUCGUGCGCCCUCGUCCGGGCCUCUGAUCCCCACGCCACUCUCAUCUCCACCAUCUACCGCUUCGGCCUGGGGAGACACCCCCGGAUGCGCAUCCUCCCCCCCAACUCCGUCGUCUCUGUCGAGGAGGCCAUCGAAAACGACAAUGUGCGCGGGGAGCUGGUCGAAGUGAAGAGUCGCUCGAUGGCCUCGCGCGGGCAGGUCUUUGACACAUCGCUCGGGAAGUUCGAGUGGCGCUACGGAACCAGAGAGGAGCAAGCAGCUUGCAACGCCGAUUCGCUCCUUGUAAUGGAGCGGAUCGAGGGGAAGAGCAAGAGCGGCUCACGCAUCGCGCAGCUCAUUCGCAACAACGAGUUCCGCACCCCCGGCACGAGGCAGUACUCGGGCGGCAAUGGGGGCCGCUUGAUGAUGGAUCUGCGCAUGUGGAACGACGACAGCCCCGAGCGUGUAGAGGCGUUUGUUGUUGCGAGUUGUAUCUUGAUGCUAAAGAGAGAGGCGGAUCGUUUCAUCGAUAACCACAUCGCUGCAGUGGUGUAAAGAGACGAUGUGACAGCGUUGGCGCACAGUGAUCUUGAGAAGCACCGCGAGUAUGCGCGGUUGAUGCCUUGGCUUAUGUUAGCAUGAGAAUCAUGAUUUGUCUUUUUUGCCUUGUAAGAAUAGCUACGAUUGUUAGAAUAGCAGGGGUGAGCGACGGAGUAGAACAUUAGGG
Messenger RNA from Pseudogymnoascus verrucosus, 1058 nucleotides. RefSeq lists its product as uncharacterized. Lineage: Eukaryota; Fungi; Ascomycota; Leotiomycetes; Thelebolales; Thelebolaceae. Bases 125 to 886 code for a protein of 253 amino acids. The transcript has a single exon. The record is from RefSeq and is a predicted model, not a curated record.